Molecule: messenger RNA, 2833 nt
Organism: Diachasmimorpha longicaudata
Lineage: Eukaryota; Metazoa; Arthropoda; Insecta; Hymenoptera; Braconidae
Product: glutaminyl-peptide cyclotransferase-like
Exons: 4
Coding region: 53-2071 (672 amino acids)
Molecular function (GO): zinc ion binding; glutaminyl-peptide cyclotransferase activity
Source: RefSeq, a predicted model, not a curated record
AAAUUCAAAAUUCACAAUCUUCAAAUUGCACAAGUUUAUCUGUUACUAUUUUAUGGACGACGGAGUUGAAGAAUUGAAAAUUCCGAGGACGAAGAUAUUUCUGGUGCUUUUGUCUUUGGUGUUGAAGUUGUAUUGUCAUUUAUCAGGAAUACUCUCGCAGCAGGGAGAACUUGCUAUCAUGAAUUUAUUAGGAGUAAUAAAUAGUAUGCGAGAUUGGUUGAGCUUCAAUUGGCAGUAUCAAGUCGAAGAAAUAUCGAACUUACCACUAUCCCAUGCCAAUUCAAAUGCUAACUACGAGGAGUGCGUAAAAACCGUCCUGAAGUGGGUCGUGAUGACGCGGAUGAUAAUCGCGCACCUGUACACAGCGACGUAUAUUGCGAACUUCUAUCCAAUUUUAACUUUCUGUCGGGGGAAAUUGUUGGUUCCCUGGUUGGCGAUGAGUGCUGUUAAGAACUUUAUCCUGGAGAUUAUUGUCCUCAUGGUCGUUGUGCUUUUGUACCUACAGAAUCAUCUAUCCGUUUACCUAUUGUGUGAAUUUUUUAUUCACAAGCUGGUGACACUUGCUCCCGCAGUAUACAACUGGCUGACAAUAAAUUCCUUCUACACCGAAUUGAACAUGAGAAAUCGUCAAAAAUUAGCAAUACUCAAUACCUCACUGUUCUAUCGAAAGUCUUCAAUCGUCUACAAGCUUCCAAACGUCAUAAUAGGACUCCCAAUGCAAACCAUAAAGCUCAAUUACCGGCAAGAAUUCUUCAAUUCCGGCUCAGUACCUCCGAACCGCUCCACAUCUCUCACAAAUUACCAUCAUCCACUCUCCGAUUUCCCCCGAAACAUCAGACCGACAAAAUCCUUAUCAUGGGCCUCGAUCAACCGAGGAGAAAUCGAUUCGCUCAUUACUCAAAAUGUGCAGUCUCAUGCAAGAAACCUUCAAGAAGCAAUCAGUGAAUCUUCAGCAUCAUCUGUCUGUGGUUGUUCCCUCCGCGAUGAUCAGAAAUUUCUCGAUUUAAAUAAUAAGGCAUCAGAAGAAACUGUCUUCACAGAUGAGCACACAGAGACAAUAGAUCUCCCGGAAUCGUCGUUUUUACCUCAAGAACAGUUUUUAAAAAAGAUGAAUGGCCGAUUUAAAUUAAGUGAUUACACAAAUGUCCUGAGCCAAUAUAACGAUGUGGAGUCUUCCAGGUGGUCUUCUGACGAAGAAUUGAACGAGAAUGAGUCCUCUACCACGAUAAUCAAACCUCUAUCUCUCCAAGUCCCUAAAGUAGUGAAGCCAUCAACUCAAAUCAAUUCGAUUCAGUGGAGAAAAAGACUUGAGAUCAUCGGAUCUUCCUUCGAAUCGACACUCCAAUAUUACAAUCACGCCUACGACUCCCAAUCCUCAAAAAUAUCUGCGAAUGACUUUGAAUUGAGUAGAAGUUGGAUCCUGGAUGGUAUGAUAAUCACAGGAACAGUGAAUAAUAAAACAAUAACGAAUAAGGAUUUAAAUCUGAACGGAAAGAGACUUGAGAAGGUGGAGAUCGAGGCUUUGAAGGCGUAUAACAAGAAAACUUUAUGGGCAGAUCGAUUGAAACAUCAGGAGUUAAAAGGAGGUCGUGAAAAAUUACGAAAGGACUCGACUGAAUCAGAGAAGAGGAAAGAGGACGAAACAGGCGUUCAAAGGGACAUUGUAAAUUGUUCUGACUCAUGGAGAAUCUUGACCAUCAAAAAUGCUAUUGCCGAUCUCGAUUGGUCCCUGAAGACUUAUCCAAUUGAUUUUUCCGAUCCAUAUGAAUUGGAUGUGGAACAAAUUAUCGAUAGAAAUGAUGAUCAGCCGUUGGUAGCUAAUUUUGCUUCAGAUAAUACGAACAAUGCUAUGGAAUUACUUCUAUUUGCAUUUGGUUUCAGUGACAGGAGUGGAUUUUACGCGUGGAAUACAGCACGAGAUAUUUAUUCAUCAUCAGAUAUACCUAAUGUUUUCUCCGAAAUAAUUAAAACCGCUAGAGUAAGGAUUAUUAAACACGAUUGUAAUUGUCGGAGUACGGCCGAUGUCGAUUAUGGAGAAAAUUAUUGGAGGAGUGUACAAUAUAUUAUAUAGUUUACAUCUUUUGUGCAUAAAUUGAAACUACGGAAUAUAAUGAAGUCGAUUCAAUGGUAGAGAAUUCUGAAAGUCUUUGGAUUUUUACUGCUUCGAACGCUUUUAUUACGAGCUCUGGUUUGGCUUUGGUUUUCAUAAUCGGAGUGGAAUUCGUGGUCGCCCAUUUAUUCCUCCUCUGAAGAAAUACUUAAUGCCUUCGUUGAAAUAAUCAAAGUAGAAUGAGAACCAUUAGACAGCCGGAGCACAUUAGACAGCCAAUCAGAAUUAUGAAAAUAUCAUAAGAAUGUCAAGUAGAUCACGUAGUUUGAAAGAUUUAUAAAGUUUCUGCUCAGGCAAUUCAGCGAUUGGGGUACAUAAAUUUUAUCGAAAUGACGAAAGACGUUGAUCUAGGUCAAUCACACGUGUCUAAUGAAAACUGAAAAAAAAAAUUACACGUUCCCCUCGUUUGUGAGGUGAUACUUCUAAAUAAUUUAUUAUCCUUGAAAAAUGCUGGGAAUUUACGAAUAUGUAUGAUUGACAAAAAACGUUUGGUCUGUUACAAAUUAUCCACUGCCAUAAACUGAAUCCCACAAUUAUCAAGACAAUUAUUCGACUCAAGCAAUUAAGUUAAUGUAGAUCAUAAAUUUCAACAAAAUGACGAAAGACAUGGUCAGCUCAAUCUUAUGUACCUGAAGCGCAAAUAAAAAUCUCUCGGUUAAAUUGUCAAUGCCGUCAAUUCUUCAAGUUGUGUUUAUCAUCGUUCAUUUUUCUGUAGCGGAAAAU